This is a messenger RNA of Vicia villosa (hairy vetch), 543 nucleotides long. RefSeq lists its product as uncharacterized. The transcript has a single exon. The record is from RefSeq and is a predicted model, not a curated record. The coding region runs from base 143 to 289 and encodes 48 amino acids. NCBI's taxonomy places the organism in Eukaryota, Viridiplantae, Streptophyta, Magnoliopsida, Fabales, Fabaceae.
AGGAAGUAAUAAUAUUAAGAAGGGUAUGCGAAAUAAAUUGACCAGAACCCACACAACUACUUUCCUCCAUAGAAGGACAUGUUCUUGAAUCAUGACUACUACCCUACAUCUUCCUCUUCUUCUUUGAAACCAUUCGACUUCCAUGGCAAUGGCUCUCAACGCUGCUCUCUACAUCGCAAAGAUGACUUGGAUAGCUCUCACUGGUUGGAUCGUUUCUUGCAUAACUGUUGCUGAUGAGUUUGCUUCUUCUCUUCGUUCUGGUGAUAUUGGUCCCUUCCAUGUUGGUUGAUUCAUCAAUCAUGAUCUUUUUUGCCUUUCUCCAAGAUGGGUAUGCUUCAAUUACCCUUGAAUCUAGGCUUUUUUUCAUGUAUUGGGUUUGUGUGAUUAGUUUGUUUCAUGGUGGAAAUUGUGUUUUAGGUUAGUGAUGGAUAUGUUUGUUAUUUGGGGUAAAUUGUUUAAGUUGUUUUGUUAUAGCAUUUUAGAUUCUUGUUCUUACGAGGUUUUCUGGUCAAUUUAAUAACAAACACAAUCCUUUGUUUCUCA